AUGCUCAGCUCCGUCAUCGACGACAAGCCCGUAGCCUCCACUUGGCUUGACCGUCUCCGUCUAAGCAGAGGUCUCUCCACCACCGAAGAUGACGAUGCUUCAGGUAAUCCUCUUAGCCUCGAUGACUUCCUCCGCCGCAACCACCAUACCGAAGUCACCGGAGAUCCCGCCACUAGUUCCGCCGCCUCCGAUUCUCCUCCGUCUGCUCCGAGUCCUUCGGAUCCGGAGUUAGCUGAGAGCCCAUUGGAUCCAAAUCCCGGCGAAUGGUACGGCGUGAUGAGCGAUGUUCUCUCCGAACUAUUCAAUUUCGGCGGUUGCUCCUCUUCUCGAUCUUCCACGAUUCCCGGAAAGAAGUUCCCGAGAAAACAAUCAAACCCUAGGCAUUGUUCCGUCGAGUCUCCUCUCGACGUUCCGUUGCAAAAUCAGAAACGCGAUUCGAGUUUUCUCCCAUGUGUUCGUGAAUUCGCCACUUCGUCGCGCAAUUCGUACAAUAAGAAACCGGCGCCGGAGACGAGGGAGAGGAGAAGAAGCGUGGCGGAAGAAGACGGAGUUGAUGAGGAAGAAGAGAAAGGUGAGAAGGAUCUAGUUGGGUUUUCGAGGAGUGAAGUGACGGUGAUCGACACGAGCUUCAAGAUCUGGAAAUCUGAUAAACUGGUGUUCCGGAGGAAGAACGUUUGGAAAGUUACAGACAAGAAGGGAGCAGUUUCAGACAAUCCCUUUUUGCAAUCACCGGUGAACAUCUUCGUCAUAUCCGAUCUCAUUCUCCGACCCGAAUCUGAAUCGAAAUCCAGUUGCUUCGCGGCAGCAUUGACCGUGUCGUGUUCCUUGGGUUCAUCUUCCUCAGAGAUCUGUUCGUCAUCUUUUCGCGAUGAUAUUUCCAUUUCCUCUUCGUUGCUUGAGGAAGAUGACGGACAGAUCUUUGAAGAAUACGAACCCAAAGAACCCGGCAGUGUUACCGCUGCGAAGCAGCAAGAUUUCGAUUCAGAAUCUGGGUCGGAUCAGACUCUAAAACCGAGCCGUCUCCAAUAUCAAGAUCUGAAAAGGCAAUUGCAGUCACCGACGAAGAAGGAUGUUGUCAGCCGUCUGCUUCAGCUCCACCAGCGGAGUGAAGAGAUCUCAACAGAGAUGAUUGCAAAAAAGGCUCAGACGGUUUCAAUAGACUGUGGUGGCUUCCCCUUUCAAGAGUUCAAUCCACGAUACCACAUUGAAGAGGUUCAUGAUGAUCCAGAGAGUAGCAAUGUCAACAUCUUCUUGAGUAGGCAAGUUCUUUAG
Messenger RNA from Arabis nemorensis, 1272 nucleotides. Lineage: Eukaryota; Viridiplantae; Streptophyta; Magnoliopsida; Brassicales; Brassicaceae. The record is from the annotation of a GenBank genome assembly.